Molecule: messenger RNA, 3804 nt
Organism: Durusdinium trenchii
Lineage: Eukaryota; Dinophyceae; Suessiales; Symbiodiniaceae
Source: the annotation of a GenBank genome assembly
GAAGCCACAGACAUGAACGCCUUUGGGGACACAGCACACAAGCUGCAGCCAGAUCAUGGAGAGUGUUGUCAAUGCCGUGUCGCUGGCAGCCACAGCUGCCUCUUUGGCCUUAGACGCCUCCACAGAUGCUGUGGCUCCUCUUUGGGCGCAGUUGCAGCUGAUCCUGUCGGCUGCUUUGCAGGUCACUGAAGCGUUCUGGCUACUCUUGGGUGAAGCUCUGGGACAGGCUGUGCGAGCGGUGCUGACUCACCCCAAGCUGGCCGUUGCGGUGAUUGGGGUGCCCGUGGUAUCAGUGGCGCUAAAUGUCGGCCGAUGGCUCAUCAACCUCAGCUGGGAGCGCGGUCUCCGUGACUCACGAUCCGGGCGCCUGCAAAGCGCAGGGCGGCGCCUGGCAGAGGUGUCGUUGAGCUACUCUUCUGGCGAGUCCGACAUGGACGAGGCCCGCUAUGAAGAGGCUGAAAAGGACGAGAGAAGUCCUGAUGAGAAGGCUGAUGCUGCGCGGCCAGAUCCACCUUCAAUCCUAUCAGUGCUCCAGGAGAAGCGCUUGUCGCUGAUGAGCUUCUUCAUGGGCGGUUUUAGUGGCGGCACCUUCUCAAAGUCAGAUGAGUGCUUGCAGUUCUUGGUGCAAAGAGCAGAGGAUGUCCAAUACGAAUCAGAAGAGCUCGUUUUCCAGCAGGGCACUGCUCGAUCGGCAUUCCUGGUGGUCAAGCAGGGCGAGGUGGUCGUAGAGCACGGCUGCCGCUCUGCAGAUGUCUACAGUCUGGGGCCUGGCAAUGCAGUCGUUGGAUUGCUCUUCAUGCUGGCCAGCAUCAGCACCACCAGCAGCUCUGCCUGCAGCGUUCACAGCAGCUCGGCCCGUGCUGGGGCCCAGGGUGCCUUGGUCACUGCAGUGCCCCUGGAAGCGUUUCAGGACGCAUUUGAGAGGUUUCCCAAGGCCAUGCAGCGCUUGGUGCAGCGACUGUCAGUGCGCUUUUCCACUGUAGUCUUUGACACGCUCUCUACUUACUUUGGGCUCAGGCAUGAAUUUAUGACUUCCUCCACGUUCAAAGCCAACGAGGCGGGGUUAGCGGAGCUGCGGGAGAUGAGCCCAGCAGAGGCUUUCCGGCCUUUGCUGCGCUGUUGUGGGGAGAAGGGUGAAAAGGAGCUUGAGCGUGCAGAGAGAGUCUGCUGCGAAGCAGGGAACUUUGCCAUUCCUCCGCAAUCUCGGGCGAAGCAUUUGAUGAUUCUCCUGGAAGGUGAUUUGGCAGUAGAGAUACCUGGCGACAGUUCUUCAGCAAGAGUUUCGCCUGGAGAUGCCAUAGGUGAAUUGUCUAUCCUGACAGACAAACCAUCGCUUGUGCACUAUCGUUGCAUCUCCCGCUGUACUUUUGCUGCGCUCUCCCGAGAGGUUUGCACGCGGCUCUUGGAAGAUUGUCCGCGAGACUUUACUCUCACGCUGUUGCAUUUGAUUGUAGGCCGCACAGCAACCUGGUUGCAUCGUGUGGAUGCCUGCUUGGACUGGCUGACUGUUGAGGGCAGCAGUUGCCUCUAUCGUCAGGGUGAUGAGAUGUCAGGCUUUUUCAUGGUAUUGUCUGGCCGCCUCGUUGCGCUGGAAAAGGUGGCGGAGGUCAAAAGCAAACGUGUUCCAGGACCUUUGCGCGAGACCAGUCAAACAGAGCGGGUCACUGACCUGCUGCAACGUGGUCGCCUUUGUGGAGAACUGGACUGCUUACGCAAAAGCUGCUACUCGCAAACUGUGCGUGCCUGCCGGGAUUCUGAGCUUUGCCGAGUCUCGCCCACGCUGCUGCAGCUGAUUGCAAUGGAUUUCCCACAGGCAAUCCUUCACUUUAGCUCUUACAUUGGCAGCCGUCCAUCCCAGUCAGAGGACGUGUCAAGUGCCAAGCACAAGACCACCAUCACAGUUGUUCCUGCCACCGCAGAUGUGGACAUCCAUGAAGUUUGCUCCAAUCUCACUUCAGCCCUUAGCAAGCUGGGCAAGACAAUGCACAUCUCUCCCUCCACGGACCUCUUCUUUUCGCCUGGCCUCAAGGGUUCAGCUCGCAGCUUGGACGAGGGGCGCUUGGGACGGCUCUUGGCAGAUAUGGAGGAGAGGAGCCGCUGGCUGGUCUACGAGGCAGAGCCCUGUGGCGCCUCCAUCACCGACUGGACCAAGAGGUGCGUCCGUCAAGCAGAUCACAUUCUGGUUGCUGCCAAUUUUAAUGGGCAGGGCCGAGGUGACGUACCACAGACUCCGAACGAACGGUAUGUGCAAGACGCCGCCCCGCUCUAUGUGAGCAGGGAAUUGUUGCUGCUUCACAAAGGUGCUGGAGGAAAAACAUCUCAGCUGGCCUCAAUGGAUGAUUGGUUUGUCGGAUCAGCAGCCCAUGCUGAUGCACUGAAGCCGGGUGUUAGCGGCUUCGUGCGACACCACUUGUUCGUCCACAAGGGAAGGAAAUGUCAGCGCUCAACACGGCACUACUUGAACCAAAGGUCUUGGGCCAGGCGUUGGCACCAUGUGCGCUUGGGCCCCGAGGAUGCCCGCGAUUGGGCUAGGGUGGCCCGGCUCAUCGCAGGGAAGGCCGUAGGCGUUUGCUUCGGCGGUGGUGGUGCCAGGGGCAAUGUGCACUUUGGGGUGAUCAAGGCAAUGCAGGAGCUGGGCAUCCCCAUCGAUGUGGUCUCAGGCACUUCCUUUGGGGCCUUGGCCGCUGCCAUGUCUCCCGGAAGAAUAAAUGAAGAGAAACAUUCAGCUGUCAUAAAGGAACCUGUUGAGCAAGACUGGAAGAUUCGUGCAAGAACAGUUGGUUGCAAAACCAUAAAACAUAGUCUUGCAGGAAUGAACGUGUGUUUCAGGUAUGCCAUCAGCGCGCCCGAGCCCAGCUCGUUGCAACGUGUGGUGACUCGUGUGAUGACCACGCAGUUUUCAACACGGAAGCUGCUGUGGGAUUUGACUUUUCCCCGCACGGCCAACUUCACUGGAGCGUUCCUCAACGCCAUGCUGAAGGAGAUCUUCGCGCGGCGGCGCUGUGAGGAUCUAUUGAUCCCCUUCUCCUGUACGAGCACAGACAUUGUGCAAUUCGAGGAGAAGGUACACCGUGACGGGCCACUUUGGCGCGUAGUGCGAGCCUCGAUGAGCUUGGUGGGAAUAGCACCUCCGCUGCCACAUCAGGAGCGAAGAGAGGAUGGUAAGGUUUCUACUACCUUGCUGGUUGAUGGCGGGUAUUCGAACCAGUAUCCGAUCGAAGUGUUGAAGGAGCAUGGUGCUGGCAUCGUUAUUUGCGUUGAAUGCUGCCCUGACUACUCCCCGGUUUGUACCGACUAUGGUGAUGCCGUUUGGGGCGGCUUGGUGACCUUAAAGCGACGGCUCAUGUGCUGUCGCCGAAGCGGUGGAGAGCCUGACCGAGACCCACCGACACAAGCAGAGAUCCAGGAGCGGCUCAUGUACCUGGUAGAGGCUUUGAAGGAUCCACACAAAGAACGGGCCGAUCUGGUGAUCUCUCCAGAUGUUUCGCCUUACAGCCUUUUAGACAUGCCCAAGUACAAGGAGAUCAUCGAUUUGGGUUACAAUACUGCCCGUGUGGCAUUGGGACAUUGGCUGGCAGAGGCUCCGGAAAGCACUCAAGAGAUUAUCCGAGCUGCCAGAGCAGAGGAACAUGUUGCCAAGUCUUUGAAUGAGGUGGAGUACGGUUCUCGGUUGACCUACGCCACGUGGCGCAAAAAUGCUACCCGCGUCGCCCGCAAGUUGUUGAAGAGAAGGUCGCGGACAGUACCCGAGAACUUGGAUGAAGCGGAAUACGAAGCAGAGAGCGAAGGAGGAUGAUUGAUUCC